Lactuca saligna is the source of this 3680-nucleotide messenger RNA. Lineage: Eukaryota; Viridiplantae; Streptophyta; Magnoliopsida; Asterales; Asteraceae. The record is from the annotation of a GenBank genome assembly.
AUGCAAGAAACUAAAUCACUCAUCAUCCAAAAGUUUAAAAAAUCACUAACAAAAUUAAAAUUAACCUUCUUUGAAAUCAAAAAAAAAAUAAACCCUAUAAAAUUAUUGCCGCCGACGGAAAAAAAGUUCUCAAACCUAACCAGAAGAAGAACACCGGAAUUCUUUCUCUCCUCUCUACCGGUCGUCGGAUUGAUCUCCUCCUCCAUAUAUUCUCUCUCCUCUCCUAGAAGUCGUCGGAUUGAUAUCCUCUUCCGUAUACGCUCUCUACUCUCCGAGAAGUCGUCGGAGUACUCAUCACUAAAUUCCGCUGUGUGCUCCGCCGGUUACCGCUUUCUCUUCCGUCUCCUCCGCCUGACUAAACAUCUUGGAAUUAAGUACGUCAUCAAAGUGCCAUUUCAAUCACCAAAAACUUGCAUGAAGCUCAAUAAAAUGAUCACAUCAAACCCAAUAUCUUUCUUCAUCCUAUUGGCAAUAAUCAGCCUACUGCUUCCUACCUUAAUAAUCCCAUUUUGGAUUUUAAAAAUCAAAGCAAUUGAAAAAGAAGUUGAUUUGAUGACGAAGAAAUCUCAUGAAGAAACAUGGUCUGUCAUACAACAUGCAGCAACCACAUUGUUUCCAAUGAAAUCAUCAGCAACCAACUUAGCUAAACUUGCAACCGUUUCUCUGGGUAAAAGUAAAACAGACCUGAUCUCAUUCUCUCACAUAGAAUCUCAAGUGUCUCCAUUGCUGUUUCAAGCACUGUUAACGAUCCCACACCUGUCACAAGUUUCAUAUAUCAGACAAGAUGGCUUGCUUUUUGCAUUAUACUCCAACAACCAACAUCAUAUAUUUGCUAUUUAUUCCAACACUUCGUUUUCUAGAAACGGUUAUUCGUGGUACACUCAGCCUAUUGAUUCGGAUACAGGGAAGUUGUAUGGAGAUGCAGUUGUGUUUCCAUCUCAAGUUUUGGCUAACGAAACGUGGUUCCAACAAGCUUUGAAUUCUACAAAUGGAUGUGCUUCAGCUUCAUUAGGGAAGUCAUUGAAUGAUGUGAAUGAUUUGCUUGUCUUGAAUACAGCUGGUGUGGAUAAAAAUGGAGUCAUCUCACUUGGCUUUCGUCUCAAAUCGUUAAUGAAUGGCAUAAAACCUUCUGGUGGAGGUUUGUACUUGGCUACAAAAGAUCAUGGUAAUGUUGUUGUACAUGAACCAGAGGGGAAUAAGACGAUAUCUUUUCAGCUAUGGAAUAGGAAUCAUGGUCCGGAAUCAUAUCAUGUUGUAACGAUUUCAGGAACAAAAUAUAUCUUGUACUAUUCUUCCUCCCUUGAUGAUCACAUCAUCGGAAUGGAGUUGGUAUAUGUAUUGGCAUUACCAUAUGAUGGUAUUGGUGGAGCAGAAAGCAGGAUGCAUAAGAAUAUACUAGUAUUUGGUUUGUUGCUUCUUUCACUGUUGUUUGUGAUUGUUGCCACCUCUAUCUUCAGUUUUGUGGUGUUAACAGUGAGAGCAGCAAAAAAAGAGAUGUGCCUAAAAGCUGCUCUUAUAAAACAGAAGGGAGCAACACAAGAAGCAGAAAGAAAGAGCAUGAAUCAAAGUGUUGCAUUUGUUACUGCUAGCCAUGAUAUUCGUGCUUCAUUAGCAGGCAUUGCUGGAUUGUUAGAGAUGUCCAUCAACGAGGUCGAUGAUCAACGAUCAGAAUUAGCUAAAAACUUGAAACUUGUGCAGAUAUGUUCAGGAGAUCUUUAUGGUAUACUCAACUCUAUUCUUGAUACAAGUAAAAUAGAAGCUGGGAAGAUGGAGCUAGAAGAAAAAGAGUUCGACUUGACAAAAGUAGUUGAGGGUGUGGUUGAGUUGUUCUAUCCUGUUGGUCUGAAAAAAGGAGUGGAUGUGAUUUUGGAUCUCCAAGAUGCUUCUUUGACCAAAUAUUCUCAUCAUGUAAAAGGGGAUGAAGGCAGGCUUAAACAGAUAUUGUCCAACUUACUCAACAAUGCUAUCAAAUUUACCUCAGAGGGUAAUGUGUCUGUCCGCGCUUGGUCCAGGAAGCGUGGAUUACGGUAUACACAUGAUGAAGAAUCUACAGGAGGAAGAGGAGGAUGUCGCUGCUUAUUUUUCAACAAAACCGAAGCGCGUAUAGAUGAAUUCCAUGAUGAUCCUAAUUCCAUGGAAUUCGUAUUUGAAGUCGACGAUACUGGAAAAGGUAUUCCCAAAGAGAAACAAGCGUCUAUCUUUGAAAACUAUGUCCAGGUCAAAGAAACGGGUCCUGAAAUUGAAGGCACUGGCUUAGGCCUUGGAAUCGUCCAGUCUCUGGUACGAUUGAUGGGCGGAGAGAUAAGUAUAGUUGACAAGGGAGUGGGCGAAAAGGGCACAUGCUUCAGAUUCAAUGUUGUGUUUAAGGUUUGUGUAUCUGAUCUCAGUGAAGACGACAAGACUGUGAAAAGCUCUCCUCCUCCUUCUUCUUCUUCUUCUAUAGUUGUUCUCUUCAUUAGCAGUGAUGAAAGGCGAAAAAUGGCACAAAAAUUUAUAGCAGCGCAAGGAAUUAAAGUUUUAGCAGUGAAAAGCAUAGGACAACUAUCAGAAAGUCUCAGGGAGUUUAGACGACAAGAAGAGGAACAGAACAAAUCAUCAUCUGAUUUAAGUUUAAGUUUUGGGUAUCUCAACUGGCCCACACCGAUACCAGCAUCAAAUGGAGUUGGAGUUCCUUUAAGCGCAUUGGUUGGGACUGAUGUGUCGCAGACCCCACAAAGGAAUAAUAAUAAUAAUCAAACUGCAUGUCGUCGUGUGCCAAAUUUCAUAUUGCUUGUGAUCGAUACAACACGGGUUGACUUCAAUGAGCUAUGCAAAGCAGUUGCUGAAUUCAGAAAAAACUCCAAGAAUGCAUGUUCUAGAAUCGUCUGGUUAGGUUCUAAGUGCAUUCAACUCCAAGGCCUCGACCAGAAGAAGCUUCCCCCGUCUGACAUCAUCAUACCCAUGCCGCUCCAUGGCUCACGUCUACACUCGUUGAUACAUCUUCUUCCAGAAUUUGGGGGGAACUUCCCCGCCACACCACCACAUGCAAAUCAUCACCAAAUCACAAAACAAGAAGAAGAAACCGAAAGUAGCAGCAACCCUUUAAGAGGGAAAAAAGUGUUGGUGGCAGAAGAUGAUUCUCUGCAGCAGAUGAUAGCCAAGAAGAUCCUUUUGAAGCUUAGCGUGAGUUUUGAGAUGUGCAGAAACGGGAAAGAAGCUUUCACCAUGGUCUCCGAAGGGCUAAGUCAUCAAACAAAUCUCGGAGCUUCACAUAUUCUGCCCUAUGAAUAUAUCUUUAUGGAUUGUCAGAUGCCGGAGAUGGAUGGUUGUGAAGCAACAAGACUGAUACGAGUUAAGGAGAAAGAAUAUGAAGAUACUAAAAGCGAUUCAAGAACUCCACAGAAGAAAUUAAAUGAUUUCGUGAAAUAAAUGCAGCUUAGAUUUGGCAAUUCUCUUUGAAACCAGUUUGGAAAUAAACUCUCAAGAUUGUGUUGUUCCAAUUAGUUGGUGAACCAAACAAAACUUGUCCUGCAACUGCAAGGUGUAUUAGAAGAAUCAAAAUUGGGAAAUUCGGCUAGUCUGCAAAUUAAAGUAUAUGCACACCAUUUUCAGUUAAUUCAUGAUUCCUGUAGCCUUGUAGGUAGGUAUUGGUAGUAGUUAUGAGACAAACACUCGUUGUUACAUUUGUCUAACCAUAUAUU